AUGUCGAAAAUCGCUCCCCAGUCGGUCGGGCUCACGCAGCUCCCUCGCGAGCUUGUCUACCAAAUCUGCGAGCUCGUCUAUCUAAACAAGACAACGGACUUGUUCAAGCUUGCGAAAGCCGUACCCGGGGAACCCGAUCGAUUCAAGCUAACUUGCUUUAAAGUCCUGUACAAGAACGAGGGAGGGGCGGCGUUGAGUUGGGCAGCGCAGGGUUAUCUUGAUGGAAAAUUUGACCUUGAAAAGACUGUCGAUUUUAUCCACCGAUGUCUCGAUUUCGGCGAUGCUCAUGCUAAGUUCAACGUUAUCGACGGAUGGAAACAGCACUCAUGGGGGAGCAUGAUCCAUCUCGCGGUGUAUCUGGGAGACGUGAAGUUGGUCGAACGACUGACGCAGAGAGGCAUUGACGUCAACGUCACAGACAGCAAGACCCGGACCUCGCUGCAUCGGGCGUGCUCGGCCGACUAUAGGAAUGCGAGUGCCCAGGUUCUCAUCCGCCAUGGCGCCAACUGCAACGCAAGAGACUUGAAGGGAGAUACCCCUCUGUUCUCCAUGGCCAAUCUUAAAGACGUGGCAGGUGUCGAGACUACCUUCAAGGGGCUAAUCGCGGGCGGCGCCGAAGUCAACAUCGUGAGCAAUAAGAACCGGAGCCCUCUGGGAGAAGCGGCAGUUCGUGGUGCAUAUCGUCUACUCGAGUUGCUUCUGGAGCAGCAAGCAGACGUGAAUUUGGGCACGAGAUCGAGCCCUGAGCAGGAUCGGAGGGGCAAAAAUGACAUGCGCCCGUUAUACAUACUGCUGUCUGACGAAUCUGGUGUCUGGAGUUCGCCGGAGGUCCCAAGCACAACAACGGCGAGGCUUGUAAGGAAGAUGAUUGACCAAGGCGCCGAGCUUGACAAUCGAGUGCUCCCCGGGCUGCUCCGCCUUAAACUUGGCGCCGAACGAGACCUCGUGCAUUGGCUGCGAGCCAAGUUCGGCCUCACCGUCGAGGAUGUCAGAGACACACUUGACACCUUGAGCGGCCAGAAGUGCGACUACGGGGCCACGCAGGCCAGCCUGGACUACUUGUUUAACGAGUGCCUCCCCGAAGAUCCUCGACUUCUGGAGCAAUGGGGUUUUCUCCCCAAGUUUCUGGGAAGCUCCGCGGUAAGGCAUCCAGACAUUAUGCGUCUGGCCGGGGCCGCCUUCGAUCCAGCAUUCACACUUGGUCGUCACGUUACCCUUCUCAUGAUCCUGCUGGGUAACAAACAUUACGACUACGCAACCUGCUCCCACGUCCUUGAUUCCCUGUUGGACCGAGGGGUAGAGGUGAACGCGCAAGACUAUGCCGGGCUCACAUGCGUCCAUCAUUUGCUAGAAGGCGGCUUUGCACGAGUGCUUGCGAAAGAACGGGAGAAAGAACGGGAGACUGGCGACUUCAGCGUCAAGGCCUAUACACUCAGCUUUCGACGCACCUUGGACAAGCUCUUGAAACGCGGCCUGAAGCUCAAGCACCACAGCAUCACCAAGUUCAACCACUUGCAUCACAUGGCCGUUUCAAGCAGGGCCGACUCUCUGCCCGAUUGCGCCAGAAUCCUGAUUGCGCAGGGCGUCGACCCGACUGCCAAGGACUCGGAGGGCAAGACUCCGCUUGACCUCUACCGCGGCGUAAUAGAGCGCGGUCAUGCACUGCGAAAGCCAGGCGACAAGGGAGUUGGGCCUUUUAUGCAAGCAUUGCUGGAUAACAUGCCACGCAAGAAGUGA
Hirsutella rhossiliensis is the source of this 1737-nucleotide messenger RNA. RefSeq names its product ankyrin repeats (3 copies) domain-containing protein. The record is from RefSeq and is a predicted model, not a curated record. Gene Ontology annotation, cellular component: cytoplasm; nucleus. The transcript has a single exon. Bases 1 to 1737 code for a protein of 578 amino acids. Gene Ontology annotation, molecular function: protein binding. Lineage: Eukaryota; Fungi; Ascomycota; Sordariomycetes; Hypocreales; Ophiocordycipitaceae.